AUCCCGUGCAGCAGCAGGAGGAGGAGAAGAAGAGCACACAGUGCGUUGUACAGUACAGUGUUUGCGUCGUCUUUACGUACAUAAUUGAAUUGAAUUUGUCAAUUGCUUUGCUUGCCUUGCCCUCCCCCACCCCUCCUGUGUACUGUACCCCGAUACCCAUACUUAUAUUUCAGCUGCUUCUUUUGGGUUUGGUUUGUUGCUGUAAACUGCAAUCUGCAAUCCCAAUCCAAAAUGCUGCAGCAGCAAAUAAUGAUGUGAAUGUGGAUCGUGUGGAUGUGGAUGUGAAUGCAAAUGCAAACAAAACAAAAACGUGUUUUCUUGUAUUUGUUGUUGGAAUCCAAUUAAUUAUAUUUAUAAUAUCCCAAUCUCCAAUCCCAAAUCUGGAGAGCUGGAGCCCCUUCAGGAAACCACCUCCUCCUCCAAGCAGUCCCUCAACGGUCAGAUCCGUUACCGAUCUCCUUCCUCCGCCGAACUCCUGCUGGACGCCCAGUCCAAUUCCCCUCCCUCCUCCUCCUCCGAUCAAGACCACCUCCACCUCCUUGACUCCUCCUCCGACAAGAUGCUCAAGCGGCCCGGUGGUGGUCGCUCCUCCCUCUCCGACAAGAUCCACCGUUACAGAGGGGUUCUUCUCGUAAUCGCCGUCCCUCUUCUCCUCGUCUCCUUCGUUCUCUAUGUGAUGCCUCCCCGCUCUUCCUCCAAUUCCUUGCAGGAGUACACCUUCAACCACCGCAAGGUUCCUCCUGAACUCCUCAGAUCCACCUCCUCCGAUUUCUCCUCCUCCUCCCCCACCAACACUUACGCCGUUAUCUUUGACGCUGGUAGCUCUGGCAGCCGCGUCCACGUCUUCUGCUUUGACCCCAGUCUUGAUCUCGUUCCCAUUGGCAGAGAUCUCGAGCUUUUCGACAAGACAAAACCAGGGCUCAGUGCAUAUGCAAACGACCCUGAGGCUGCUGCAAACUCUCUGAUUGGCCUCCUCGAUGAAGCACAGAAUGCCGUUCCCAAAGAUCUGCGUCCCUCUACUCCUGUUCGGGUUGGGGCAACUGCUGGCUUAAGGUCCUUGCCAGGCGACACCUCUGAUCGGAUUUUGCAAGCGGUUAGGGAUUUACUGAAACACAAAAGCUCCUUCAAAGCUGCCUCAGAUUCAGUCUCUGUUAUUGAUGGAACCCAAGAAGGAUCUUAUGAGUGGGUGACGAUAAAUUAUUUACUAGGAAAUUUGGGGAAGAAGUAUUCAAAUACAGUAGGAGUAGUUGAUCUUGGAGGUGGAUCUGUCCAAAUGGCUUAUGCUAUCUCGGAGACAGCUGCUGCAAAGGCACCAAGGCUGUCUGAUGGACAAGAUAGUUAUGUGAAGGAAAUGUAUCUUAAAGGAGCAAAAUAUCACCUCUAUGUUCACAGUUACCUGAGUUACGGCUUGCUAGCAGCUCGAGCAGAGAUUUUAAAGGUUUCUGAUUCUGGCAACCCCUGCAUCUUACUUGGCUAUGAUGGGUCUUACGUAUAUGGAGGAAAAGAGUAUAAAGCAUUUGCUUCAUUGUCUGGCUCUAGCGUUGAUGGGUGCAGGAGAGUAGCUAUAAAAGCUCUCAAAAUAAAAGAAUCUACAUGUACACACAUGAAAUGCACAUUUGGUGGGGUAUGGAAUGGUGGAGGAGGAGAUGGACAAAGACACUUAUUUGUUGCGUCAUUUUUCUUUGACAGGGCUGCUGAGGCUGGUUUUAUUAAUCCCAAUGAGCCGGUAGCCAAAGUUCAUCCUGCUGAUUUUGAGGAGGCAGCUAAGCGUGCUUGUCAAACGAAACUUGUGGAUGCCAAAUCCAUAUAUCCACAUGUGGAGGAAGACAAUUUGCCAUAUAUAUGCAUGGAUCUGGUUUACCAAUACACAUUACUUGUAGAUGGAUUUGGUCUGGAUCCGUGGCAAGAGAUUACACUGGUGAAACAAGUUAAAUAUCGUAAUUCACUGGUUGAAGCAGCAUGGCCUCUAGGCAGUGCCAUAGAGGCUGUGUCAUCGUUGAAAUGAUUGGGGAUCACUUCAUUAUUAUUACUAUCUAAAUUACCCACUGAAAAUUUCGGCAAGAAUCUUGGAUUUUGAGAAUAAUGGGAGAUAUUUUAGUUUUAUUUUUUAUUUUUAAAUUUAAUUUUCUCCAUUUGUAAUUAUAAUUCUGAUUCAAUUCAAUUUAGUUCAAUUAGUAUGCCUGUGGGUUUGAACGAAAAUGGCCAUUCUAAUUCA
Ziziphus jujuba (common jujube) is the source of this 2215-nucleotide messenger RNA. RefSeq names its product apyrase 2. NCBI's taxonomy places the organism in Eukaryota, Viridiplantae, Streptophyta, Magnoliopsida, Rosales, Rhamnaceae. Gene Ontology annotation, cellular component: membrane. The transcript is spliced from 9 exons. The record is from RefSeq and is a predicted model, not a curated record. Gene Ontology annotation, biological process: nucleoside diphosphate catabolic process. Bases 560 to 2005 code for a protein of 481 amino acids. Gene Ontology annotation, molecular function: nucleoside diphosphate phosphatase activity.